CACAUAUAGAUAGCAGGACUAUAGUCCAGCCUGUCUAGAUGAGGAAGACACGAUUAUCCGGUAUUGGGCAAUGACGAACUAUUAAUCACAGUUUUCAACUACACUAACAGUACCGAGAUGGCGACCCCUUCAGCACCGGAAAUAGUUUCCUGCCCUUCCCAUCCAGGAGAAGAAAUCGUUUUCGUCUGUUCCGGUUGUGGUGAUAUGUUUGCGUGCAGUCUGUGUGUAACUAGUGUCCACCGAGGACAUAUACUUAACGGCGUUCAAGAAACGGCAAAGUCAUUAAAGGAACAGAUAUCCGAGCUUGUAAGCACUCGUUCAGCGGAUGCAGAAUCGGUUGCUAAGAGAUUAGACGACAUCAACGUAGAUUACGAUCAGACGACGGACAAUCUGAGAAACUUAAUAGUGGAGGUAAAACUACGAAGGGAAAAGGUCAAGGUCAUGGUCGACGAGGUUGCAGAAAAGGUACUACAACGCAUACAGGACCUCUUAGACGACAACGAGGCUAACGUGACUGACUACAGAACGACGCUACACGAUCUUGAGAAACAGUUACAUUACCUAACGAAAGACAAAAAUGAGUCAGUUCUUCUCUACGGUGAUGCAACUGAUAUCAUCAACUACUACAAAGAGUUGGCACUUCCACCAAAUUUUCCUAGAUUUCUUCCCUUUAGACGGGCAAAAUUCACUUCUACCGACCUUGCAAUGGACGAUCUUAGACCAAAGUUCGGAUCCUUUGCAGAGAAUAAAAUUGAAAGAAGAGAAAGCGCACACGACCCUCCUCCAAGACCACCAAGGACCAAACCAGAAAUAGAAUCAUCGGUUCCAUUGGUUGUUCCACGAGUAGAAUUAAAUCAGCUAAGAAAAGUUCAAUCGGAACGACGUGCCCCAAAGAAAUCUGCAAAGAACAAUAACUCUGAACAACAGUCGCUAGGGGUCACAACAUCGAAGCGUCAUUCUUCAACGAGUUUUGAUUUUCAUCAUCUGGAUUCGCCAAAGAACGUUUCGCCUGACCUAAAAAUAAUGGCAAAUAUCCCAGAAGAGUCAACAUUCAGGAUACGUUCCUUGAGUUACGACAAAAGAAAGUUCGUCAUCUCAUACAUAAGUGACCGACGUCUCAUUUUUGUUAACGAGAAAGGAGAAAAAACCAGGAAGGUUCGGGUCAUGUCUAAUAUCAUGGAUGUUUGUGUUUCACCUCUUACCGGGUAUGCUUGGAUUUGUUGUGAAGACCACUCAGUAACGGAGAUCGAACAAAAGACGAGGGUGAUAAGAUUCAAAACCAAGUCUUUGCCUCUGUGUAUUUGUGCACAACAGAGUGGGGCUUUUCUUAUCGGCGUCACCAACGAUAUCAUUCAGUGUAAUGACACUGGGAAGGAACUCCUUCGUACCAAAUGGCUGGGUGGACGCUUAUCUGUGGUGUACCCUAGGGUCAUCCGGGAGAGUCCAUGCUCUAGGGAGAUAGCGGCGAGCUACGGGUAUGAGAUGGAACGGCCAUUGAAGGUCACGCUUUUUGACAGCGAACUCAAUAUAAAAUUCCAGUUCCCUACUGACCAAAUUCCACAAGAGGAUUUCGGUCCAGUGGAUAUUUGCUUCACUCCAGAUGGACAGCUUCUGAUAUUGGAUAAUGCAGCAAAUAAACUUGUGUGGGUAGGACGACAGGGCGCGGUUCUAAAGGAGACAAUCCUACACCAGUAUCACCCGUCGGUGAUGGCCCUUGGACCGGGCAAUCAACUCUGUUUGGUCCACCAAUCAAUGACAUCACAAAUAUUGACCACGGACAUUCCCCAGAGCGGACGAAAUGAAUAUACUUAUUGUAUGUUCUAAGAAUGGAUGAGAAAUGUAUUAGUACUGUGAUACAAUCAUACAUAAUUUGAACAAAAUAUACGAAUAACUGUUUACCAAAUGGUCCGAGUAGCAUAUAAAUUGCGUAAUGUAACUUCACAGGUAGAAGAGGCCGUUAUGUUACUACAUAUU
This is a messenger RNA of Mizuhopecten yessoensis (Yesso scallop), 1974 nucleotides long. RefSeq lists its product as uncharacterized. Lineage: Eukaryota; Metazoa; Mollusca; Bivalvia; Pectinida; Pectinidae. Gene Ontology annotation, molecular function: zinc ion binding. The coding region runs from base 118 to 1824 and encodes 568 amino acids. The transcript has 2 exons. The record is from RefSeq and is a predicted model, not a curated record.